Rhizoctonia solani is the source of this 441-nucleotide messenger RNA. RefSeq lists its product as uncharacterized. The coding region runs from base 1 to 441 and encodes 146 amino acids. NCBI's taxonomy places the organism in Eukaryota, Fungi, Basidiomycota, Agaricomycetes, Cantharellales, Ceratobasidiaceae. The transcript is spliced from 3 exons. The record is from RefSeq and is a predicted model, not a curated record.
AUGUUCGAAGAUCCUGGGUGCAAGUGGUGGCGUAUCAAUAAUCAUACCGACUACCUGGUAGGUCAUCACGAAGAUAACGUGCGAGACCAUGCGACUAUACUGGGGAAAUAUAUUGAGGGCUUAGUCUACCUGGAACAGCUCUAUAUCAAUAGCUUUUUUAUCAACCUGGAUAGUGUUUUCAGACAUCGAUUAGAGCAUAGGCAAUAUCACCCCAGGGGACACCACGAUCGCACGAACCCUGUCGAUGGGGUAAUGAUGCAUAAUGCGCUGCAUCUAGCCGCCCUAGCCCCAGAAGGUGCACCUCCAAUCAAUCCAAAUAUGCCCCUUCUUGCAGAUAAGAUACUCUGGUCAAGCUCCUGCCCUCAGUGCGAAUACGAACUACAAGAUUCAGUCGGAAACGCCGAGGCGAACCGAGCCGAGCGAGUGGACGGUGCUACGUAA